Molecule: messenger RNA, 4383 nt
Organism: Rhineura floridana
Lineage: Eukaryota; Metazoa; Chordata; Lepidosauria; Squamata; Rhineuridae
Product: SERTA domain-containing protein 2-like
Exons: 4
Coding region: 531-1385 (284 amino acids)
Cellular component (GO): nucleus
Molecular function (GO): transcription regulator activity
Source: RefSeq, a predicted model, not a curated record
GGAGCUUGCUGCCGCCGCCUCCUUUGCCUAUUCUCCUCCCAGCGCGCAAGCAGUCGUCCAUCCCAGCCCCUGUGAGGGAGCCUGGCUGGCUGCUUGGCUGGUUUGGGAGCCGGGCGGCGCGGUGCCCAGGCUGGAAGGAAAGGGGCUCCGGGUCCUCGCCCUCACCCCUGACUGCCUGAAGCCCUAGUAAGUGAGCGAGGCUCUGGCUGAGGGGGAAGCGGUGGGGCAUAGCAGGAGUUGGAUCACUUGACUGAAAAGGAUUACUUCGGCUAUUAUCAAAGCUGUGUUUAACCACUGUUUUGGAUGAGCCCUCUUUGCACCAUAUCUGGAAUAUUCUGGCCUGAACAUACUUUUAAGGGAGUAACUUAUCUUCUGCAGCUACUGGCCCCAGAACAAUACUUUUUUUUCUGUCUUUAAUUCCUGCAAACACCAGUGUGAGUCAAGAGAAGUUGGGGAGUGGCUGAGAGCUAUCCCUGAAACUCUGGCAACAUGAAAGAAUGUCUCCAACAUGACUAUAAGCCAAGAGGUUCAUGUUGGGGAGGGGUCUGAAACGUAAGCUGAGUGAUUAUGAAGAGAACAUGGCUGGUGUGUCAAGUGCCUUCGAUUCCAGUCGAAACCUGCCAUAUCCACUCAAGAGGCAGCUUGUGCUCAAUGUGUGCCUCACCAAACUACAGACUUAUAAGAUGCUGGCGGAGCCAAACUUGCACCGCUCUGUCCUUAUAGCCAACACAGUCAGGCAAAUCCAGGAGGAGAUGAGGCAAGAAACUAGCCAGCAGCUCAUUCAUAUGUGCAGUGGCCUCAGCACCAGCCCUUCAAGUUACCUAGGCUUGGAUUUGUUUGGAAUGCCUUCACACUUUUUCCCAGGCAUUAAUCAGCAAGAGUCGAAUGGUCAUGAAACACGGUCUGUGGAAGGCCCAAUUGAAAAUAGCUUGCUGAUGGUUUCAGAUAAUGACAUGUCAUCUGCCAUUUCGUCUAUUCUGAAAGACUUGGACUUCAUGGAGGAUGUGAGUCCACCUACUUACCUGGCUGGAUCUGGAGAUGAUCAGUUCAAGACUUCUGAAACUCCAGGUUUCAGGUUGGAAGAUGAUAGACAAGACUUGAAGGGAGUAGAAUGGGCAUUUGGUUCCUUUGAAAUUUCAAAUUCAACUAGUUACUUGAAAGACUUAGCCAUCGAUGACAUUUUUGAAGAUAUUGACACUUCAAUGUAUGAUUCAGACUUUGACUGUCCCUCACUAACUCCUCCAAGAGCAUCAUCUGUGGCACCCACAGAAGAGAUCUUGAAAACUUUCCCUUCUUGCAAUUCCUCCUCGGCAAGUAACAUCCCGAUAUGUCGAAGUGAUCUCAGUGAUUUGGACCAUAUCAUGGAGAUUCUCGUAGGGUCAUGAUACUUUUUUAAAAAAAUCCAAAGAUACUUUUCCUAUGCUGGCACGCAAUGCUGGUUUGAAGAUAAAACCACAGAGGGAGGAAAUGAGCUGCAAAGUGUAAGGCCAGAGGCAGCUGGAAACAUUAUCCUUGAAUGGUUCUCAAAACCUCGCCAAAACUCAAAUAUAAACCAAAAAAAAAAAAGUGGCAGGCUGUUAUGUAAAACGGAGUAUUUAUUAAACCAAUUGUGCAAUUUUUUUAUCCUGGGGUAUAUGCAAGGAAUGUCUCCUGCACAUUCCCCUUAUUCCCACAGAUCUCACUUUUUUAAAUGUGCAAUUUUUAAUCUGUCUGAAGGAUUUGCAUAACAGUAAUUUCCAUAAGGGGAAAACAUCUUCUAAAGUCUAAAGAUUCUAUUUUUAAUGUCAGACUACAUGCUGUGUUGGCAUUCACUAGAGUUGCAUACUUGGAUUUGCAACUUUGGUAAAAACAUAUAUUUUUAAAAUAUUUAAAUGACUACAGAUCUCUUCCCUUUUGUUGAAGGAGCUUCAAGAUGCUUGGCAGCAAAAUCCCUUGCAUUUUGUAAAGCAUUAGAAACUAUUUUUGUAAAAUUUUAUAGUCUUUUUACAAUCUACUACAAGCUCCAUCAUAGUUUAGAGAUAACGAAAGAGGCAGGGCAAAGCACUGAUCUGGUUGGAUGUGGCUGGCACUACCUCUAUAAGCAGCAAUGCUGUAACUCUUUCCAGUGCUUUGUCUAACGCUGCAGAUCUUUUUGUUUUCUUGAGUGGUAUUUGUAGUGGCAUAAACAAGAAACGUCUCAGCAAUGUGGCUGAUCUGUGAAAUUUUAUGGUAUUUAAAGAUACACAUUUACAAAUGUAAUUUAUAUGUAGAUUGUCCAAUUUUAAACUUUGUCAGUAUUACAUGCUUCAAUUUUGGGGUAAUAUGGGUUUUUUAAAUUUAAUAUUUACUGUAUAAAUAGAACUAUUUUAACUCUUUGGAGAAUAUUGUAUCUCUGCAACACGAUUUUUAGAUUUUAUGUGCAAUAUAUAUCACUUAAGCAGAACAUUUUUGCACACCUUGUAUUUUAAAGUAAUGCAUCGAAUCCAAAUGGCAGGAACAAAUUCAAAAUACCAGAGAUGUACUGUGUGCACUCAGGCUGCUGGCAACUUUGUCCUGUAGGAGUUGGAUGGGACUUGCGUAAGAGCACCCUUAACAAAGUAAAUUCUCCCCUUUCAUUGAGAGGAAGGGGGGGAGAAUUUACUUUAUUAAAGAUGCUCAUCACUGAUUGUAAGCCUUUCAUGGCGGUUUUUACUCUUCUCUCACAGGAAGUGCUAAUUGUUGGUACAGAGCAAAUCUUAAGAUCACCCCAUCGGAGGUUUAGGAAUUUGCAGGGCAGUGAUUUCACUGCAAAUUGCAAAAGCCUGUUUUGUUUUAUAUGUAUCAGGACACAUGUAUCCUGGCAGUGCCCACCAUGACUGAGGUCUGCCCCAGCUUGUAUUGGGUGCCACUGAAAAGGCCUCUUCUACAUUACUGUUGGUACAAUCACCAGUCAGUUCCACUUUCCCCACAGCCUUAGCAGACGGCACUGGGAAACUUCCUUUUGGGGUUGAGUAUCUUUUAUUUUCUCAUAAUGCAAUGCCAUAGUAGAGCACCUGAUAUGGCAGAAGGGUGCAUUGUGUCUGUCUGCAAGGAACAAGCAGGUCAAAGCCUCACUGUGCAAAGAGAUAAUAGGUGUAGCAGAAAGAAUACAAACAGGAUAGGAAAUACUGAACUGGUGGGAUUUUUUCCUUCCACAAAUUGAAGAGAGAUCUGUUCCCAUAUCAAUUUCCAUCCCUCCCAUUCCUCAAACCUAUCAAGAGCCAAUGGUGUCUUCCUGAAUAUCAAAAGCAAAGCAUCCCAUCCUGUUCUCUUAGCUUCCAAAAGGUUAAGACAAAUUUCAGAAAGGCAGAGCAGAUCUUAAUAAAAGUCUGCCCCCUACUGGAACUCUGAUAAUACUAAUAAGUAAUUAAUACGUUUUGAGGAAAUGCAGCAGCUUUCCAUCACUGGCUGGAGCAGAGCAGCCACCUGGUUCCAAAAGGAAGUGCACAAGAGCUGCAGGGAGAGCAGGCCUGGGCAUCACCAGCCAACAUUUGUCACUUGCAUUUCUCUUGCCCUAACCGCACUCGAUUUGCUGGAAUGAUUGCUUUUCUUCUUCCCGUCCUCAUCCUCCUGCUGUUCUCUUAAUCAUAAUAAGCAAUAUGAUUGUGGAUAUAAAUCUGCUGUGGUGGAAAGUUUGUUCUGAGCUUAACAGCAAUGCAUUUUGGGAUGAAGGGAAAUGGUGGUUAGCAAAUAUCACAGUAUGUUUCUAGCAUAAAUGCCUUUCUUAUAAUGCAGUGUCGUAGAGCAUCUGUCAUGGCGCAAGGGUGCAGUAUGUCUGUCUGAAUGAAACAAGCUUAAAUGUGGAUAAAAUUGUCCAGAUGUGGCUCUGUUAGUAAUAUCGCUACUGAACACAGUUGUGUGUGUCAAACUUGCUUUGCUACCCAUUUAAUACUUCCAUUUUAUUGUUCACAGGAAAUCCACCAAGCUUCAGCAGAAUUUUUUUUAAAAGAAAAUAGAACCUUAUUUGUUUAAUCUCCAAAAAGAUUAAAUACUCAGUCUUUGGUUUUAAACAUGGAACUAUUCAAUUUUUUUAGUCCUGGUUUUCUGCCUUCCAUUUGACUCUCCUCAUAACUGAACCAGUUCCCAAAACUAAUGCAAAUUGAAUCUGUUGUGGUUUUUUUUGGCCCAAGUACAUAGUUUGGCAGGAAAAAUCUAUGUAAAAAACCAUGCACGUAGAUCUUAAACCAUGGCAGUAGACUUCUUGGCAAAAUAUUUGCCAUCUUUGAUGUAAAGGGAUUGGGUAUAAAGAAUGUACACAGAUUGUGCAUAAACGCUUAUUUGUAUGUAUAAAUAUGAAUCUUGAAAAUGGUAAGGGCCUUCUGCACUGUGAUGAAGCAGAAUUGUGGUUAAAAGGAUAUUUUUUAAAAUUCCUGUGAUAAUAAAUAU